UUUCAGAACCUCAAUGGCGGAUCCAAAUAGCCAACUUACGUCAGCCACAACUGUUGCAACUGCCGCCAUUGCUCAACCACAGGUUAUGCUUCCAAAUGCAUAUGAUUAUCCUUAUAAUAUUGAUCCGACAACGAUUCAGAUGCCUGAUUAUUGGAGUGGAUACCAUCUCAACCCGUAUCCUCCGAUGCAAACAACGGAUAUUGAUUAUUCAUCAGCCUUCCUUCCAACACAUCCACCAACUGAAACCCCUGCUUCCGUAGCUGCUCCAACUUCUGCAACAUCUGAUAUUAAGCCAAUUCAUGCAACAUCAUCCACUUCAACGACGGCUCCAUCUACUGCUCCAGCUCCAACUUCAACUACUGAUGUGCUUGAGUUAAAGCCAACAACAGCUCCAGCCACGAAUUCUGCAGAAACAUCAGCGAUUGUUGCUCCACAGCCUCUUACUAAUCUUACCGCACCAAUUGACGCAAUGUCAUCAAUGUAUACAUGGCCACAAACAUAUCCAGGUUACCUUCCACCUUCAGAAGAUAACAAAGCAAGUGAAGCUGUUAAUCCAUACAUCUCAAUCCCUCCAACAUAUACAUUUGGUGCUGAUCCAUCAGUUGCCGACUUCUCAUCGUAUCAGCAGCAACUUGCUGGACAGCCGAAUGGUCUUGGUGGAGAUACCAACUUGGUUGACUACAAUCAUCAAUUCCCACCAGCCGGUAUGAGCCCACACUUUGAUCCAAAUGGAUAUCCAGGAAUGACCGGAAUGCCACCAGGAUCAAGUGCAUCAUCUGUUCGAAAUGAUAAGUCUGCAUCAAGAGCAACGAGCCGUCGUCGGGUACAAGGCCCUCCAUCUUCUGGAAUUCCAACUCGCCAUUCAUCGUCUUCAAGGCUUUCUGAUAAUGAAUCAAUGAGUGAUGACAAAGAUACGGAUAGGAGAUCACAGAAUAAUGCUCGAGAAAGAGUACGAGUUCGUGACAUCAAUUCGGCAUUCAAAGAGCUCGGACGAAUGUGCACACAGCACAAUCAGAAUACAGAACGGAAUCAAACAAAAUUGGGAAUUCUACACAAUGCAGUAUCUGUGAUUACACAAUUGGAAGAACAGGUUCGUCAACGAAAUAUGAAUCCAAAAGUGAUGGCUGGAAUGAAAAGGAAACCUGAUGAUGAUAAAAUGAAGAUGCUUGAUGACAAUGCACCAUCCGCGCAGUUUGGACAUCCACGGUUUUAAAUUUAAAAAUUGACUUUUUAAGCAUUUCAAACUAUCAUUCCCAAUCUUCUCCCAAUCAUCCAUACGGCUAAAACUCUCUAGCAUAUUGUUUUUUUGUUCAAACUAUUCAAAUGUUCCCCUUCAUCUCCCUCCGGAUUGGAGGUCCUGUGAUUUCUCAACUUCAAUCAGUUUUCAGUUUUAAAAAUUUUAAACUUUAUUACAAGAUCAUCACAAUUUUCUGUAUGUUUUUAAUUUAUUUUCUCCUCUAAAUUUAAAUCAAUCAAUAGCUAAUUCUAAUAUUUCAAGUAUUAAAAUUAACUUUCAUAUUAUUCAUUCAUUCAAUCAACUUCUUCCAACUUGUCUUAUUUUUUGUGUGUGUGUAUGUGAUAAACCAUAGCUAAUUAGUAUCUACUUGAAAUGAAAUGGUCCACUCAAAAAAAAAGACACCGCCAACUAAUUUCACACAUGAAUUA
Molecule: messenger RNA, 1665 nt
Organism: Caenorhabditis elegans
Lineage: Eukaryota; Metazoa; Nematoda; Chromadorea; Rhabditida; Rhabditidae
Gene: hlh-2
Product: Helix-loop-helix protein hlh-2
Exons: 5
Coding region: 14-1213 (399 amino acids)
Cellular component (GO): nucleus
Molecular function (GO): protein dimerization activity
Source: RefSeq, marked reviewed